Molecule: messenger RNA, 11578 nt
Organism: Mya arenaria
Lineage: Eukaryota; Metazoa; Mollusca; Bivalvia; Myida; Myidae
Exons: 10
Coding region: 59-5509 (1816 amino acids)
Source: RefSeq, a predicted model, not a curated record
CAGGUAUUUGCUUUAAUGGCGGCCGUGAAUUUAUUGAAUACAGUCUAAUGGCAAAACAAUGGCCUCUUAUCGGGAUUCGUUGAGGGAAGAGGAGUUCCAGAACUGGAUCAAGGCCGCCCUCGCCCUCAAGAUCACCCAGGAGGGUUUACAAAUUUUUGUGGAGGAGGUGCUGACAUGCGUUCACCAGGACAUCUAUAGCAACGUUAGAACAUCCAAGGGUCUUCCACUCGGGGCAACAUGUGCGCAUUGUUUCACCGAGAACGUGUUGAAUUGCCCUACUCGUGGGAUAUGCACAAGUAAAAAAAACUGCAAAUUUCAUAACGGCCCUUCAAAACAGUAUGUUCCUUGUCCAAAUGGGAUUUGUGAAGGCGUCCGUGAUGAAAUAGUUCAACAUCACAGGUUUUCGGGACCAUCAUGGAAGAACACGAACGCAGACAAAUGGAGCACCAUUCCCUGGGAGAUAGCCAAGUGUUUCUUUCCUCCUGAUGGCUACAAAACCGUGUCCUCCAUCAAAGACAGUGACUUCAACGGCGUGAUCAGCGUCAUGAUGAAUUGCGAGGAUUUCCAGAACAAGCUGUCGUUUAUCGUUGCAACACAGGCAAAUUUGUUAACAGAGGUUCGGGACAUUGGUCGACGCAUACGCCAUUCCGGUGACCAGAGGGUCAAGGACAGAGAACUAGUGGACUUCCUGGUCAAGCUACGCACCCUGCUGGAGGAUAAGACUGAACUAGCAAACCGACCUGAGGCUCUACACGCUGUGGAACAGCUUAAGAAGCUGCAAACAGACGAUUUCAAGAUCAGUGCUGAGAACGAAGGGGAGCUAUUGAAGGAAGGAUUACGACUACGUUUGGCAAACCAUUACCGAACCACUUUGGCCGACAUGCCGAUAUCUCCCAUUCUCGGAGAAAAGAACGCCAAAUUCAGGAAAUUCUACGUGGCACCGAAAAUUGUGGAGAAAGAUUUUCGAAAAAUUGGCAAAAUUGACAACAAAGAAAGCGGUCAAAAAAUUGCAAAAUUUUCAGAUGUUUUCUUAAAAGAAGUUCAGUUGCUCAGAAAUGUUUUCCUUGUUGGAGAACCGGGCAAUGGCAAAUCCACAUUCUCCGUAAUGUGUGCCCUGGAUUGGACUUACCAAUAUUUACCAGCGGAGGAAAACUUCUGUAUUAAAACAAGCUUUGCCGACCCAGAAUUCUUCAAAGAGUUUGCAUUUUUGUUUCAUGUCACCCUACGAGAUUCAGGUAAAUCGUGUGAUCUAGCAGAAAUGAUCAAGGAUCAACUUAUACGUAAAAUCUACCACGAGAGGGAUGCCGAUGAUGGCUACCGGCUAUUGCAGACGGUGCUGGAAAGUGAAACAUGUUUAAUCAUAGCUGACGGCCUCGACGAAUGGACCCAUCCGGAAAACGUAAACUGUACCUGCAACACUGAGGAAAAAGUCAUUCCUUUCCGUAAUUCGGCCAACAAGGCCACACUCCUCACGACAACGCGUCCCUGGCGACUGUCACGGUUUAGAGUGCAGGCUUCAAAGAUCGACAAAUAUCUUGAAAUAGAAGGAGCUGCAGACACAGAGCAACUCGUGGAAAAUAUCAUCAACAUUCUUAAUGAGGGAAAUAAGGAUGAACGGACACCAGAGGCUUUCAUGAAAAUGGUGUCAGCGAAGGAUCUUGAAGGAUUAAUGUCAGCACCUAUCAGUAUCACCCAGCUCGUGUGCCUGUGGUUCGAGGGCAAAUCGUUAACCGAUUCAAAAUGUGACAUUUAUGCUGGCGUUAUAAACAUGCUAUCAUGUAGACUUAGUUGUAUGCAAAAGGGGAAUAACAUUCCGGAAAUUGAACUGCCGUCUGUAUUAAAGGAACAUGAAUGCUUCGUGCAAAAUCCCAUGGUUUACCUUGCGCUGGCAAAGUUAGCAUACACAACUUUGUAUUCAGAGUGCAGAGAUUCGUCUGUUGUUUUCAGCAACGAAACAGUCAACGCUUUGUUAAGCAGGGAGCAGGUUGAAUUUGCAUUGAAGUCAGGCUUACUCACGGAGAAGAAAUCCAACUCAUUAAUCAAGAGAUCAUCUCACUUUUCAUUCUUUCAUAAAACACUUCAAGAGUUUUUAGCGGCUCUUCAUUUAUGUUUAAAUGAAAACGACUUCAGUCAGCUUUCAAACAAGUACGAACAAGAUAAUAAGGAAAAUAUCUUGGGAGAUGUUUCUCAGACAUUUAUUUUCAUAUGUGGAAUGAAGCCCGAGCUCGGUGUACAAAUGUCUUCAUGGAUCAAUAGUUCUAGACCACCAUACCAACUAUCAAUCGACCAUGAAGAGGUUGAACCACUUCAGACCUUGAUCCUCUACGGGCACCGUGAAGCCAGGGCGAACAACUGUGGUGACAUACCGCUCUAUCUCGCACACUUCCAGAUUGAUAGUAACGAGGAUGUCGUAGUGUUAAAAAAGCUGAUGAUGAUAAACAAGGAACGUAUUCAGUCACUAUACAUCCAUAGAUGCAAUGAUCAAAUUAAUGGGGAAGAGCUGCAGGGGUUGAUCACAUCCUCCUCCGACUCCCUCAUAGUAGUGAUACUGUGGAGCCGUGAUGGGCAGUAUGACCUGUCCCAGUGUCACAGGCUGGAAUAUCUGGAUAUAGGGAACGACAAUACAACACGUGUGCAGGUUGAUCCAACAAAUAUUACAACAUGUCACUUAGUUAGUGUAUCAUCGAAUGUUGAAAUGUACAUAUUUAGAUUUUUUAAACACGAUCAAAGGUGGAGUAAACUAAAAUGUGUUAUGUUAGAGAGCGUUAAGAAUGUCCAAUUACUUGUGGAUAUACUACCAAGUCUCCCUCAGUUACAAAGCCUUCAGAUACAGGAUACAGAUCUAGGUGAGCUCCACCUCCUCCCUCCAGCCUCCAUCACCGAUAUUAGACUUCAUAUUGUGACAAUGACAGCGGAGGCGGUGCGGAUUCUGAUAGAGACGAUGAAGAAAAUACCACACCCCAUUACAUGCGACAUGUGGCUCUGCACGGUGGAACCUGCCCGUGAGAUGGAAGACAUCCGAGAACAUAUGGACAGUUCGCCGUCAUUCAAGAUUCUCAGAUUUGACAAUACGAGUGGAUGGUUUUAUUUCAAAUUCUAUCGGAGUAUAUUGGGACACAAUAUAGUACAGCUGCAAACAGACGAUUUCAAGAUCAGUGGUGAAAACGAAAGGGAGAUAUCGAAGGAAGAUUUACGACUACGUUUGGCAAACUAUUACCAAACCACUUUGGCUGACAUGCUGGUAUUUCCCAUUCUCGGAGAAAAGAACGCCAAACUCAGGAAAUUCUACGUUGCACCGAAAAUUGUGGAGAAAGAUCAUCGAAAUAUCGGCAAAAUUGACAACAAAGAAAGCGGUCAAAAUAUUGCAAAAUUUUCAGAUGUUUUCUUAAAAGAAGAUCAGUUGCUCAGAAAUGUUUUCCUUGUUGGAGAACCAGGCAAUGGCAAAUCCACAUUCUCCAUAAUGUGUGCCCUGGAUUGGACUCACCAGUAUUUACCAGGGGAGGAAAACGUCGGUAUUAAAACAAGCUUUGCUGACCCAGAUUUCUUCAAAGAGUUUGCAUUUUUGUUUCAUGUCACCCUACGAGAUUCAGGUAAAACGUGUGAUCUAGCACAAAUGAUCAAGGAUCAACUUAUACGUAAAAUCUACCACGAGAAGGAUGCCGAUGAUGGCUACAGGCUAUUGCAGACGGUGCUGGAAACUGAAACAUGUUUAAUCAUAGCUGACGGCCUCGAUGAAUGGACCCAUCCGGAAAACGUAAACUGUACCUGCAAAACUGAGGAAAAAGUCACCCCUUUCCGAAGUUGGGCCAACAAGGCCACACUCCUCACGACAACGCGUCCCUGGCGAAUGUCACAGUUUAGGGUGCAGGAUUCAAAGAUCGACAAAUAUCUUGAAAUAGAAGGAGCUGCAGACACAGAGCAACUCGUGGAAAAUAUCAUCAACAUUCUUAAUGGGGGAAAUGAGGAUGAACGAACAACAUGGGCUUUCAUGAAAAUGGCGUCAGAGAAGGAUCUUGAAGGAUUAUUGACAGCACCUAUCAGUAUCACCCAGCUCGUGUGCCUGUGGUUCGAGGGCAAAUCGUUAACCAAUUCAAAGUGUGACAUUUAUGCUGGCGUGAUAAACAUGCUAUCAUGUAGACUUAGUGAUAUGCAAAGCGGGCAUAAAAUUCCGAAAAUUGAACUGCCAUCUGUAUUAAAGGAACACGAAUGCUUCAUGCGAAAUCCCAUGGUUUACCUUGCGCUGGCAAAGUUAGCAUACACAACUUUGUUUUCAGAGUGCAGAGAUUCGUCUGUUGUUUUUAGCAACAAAACCGUCAACGCUUUGUUAAGCAGAGAGCAGGUUGAAUUUGCAUUGAAGUCUGGCUUAGUCACGGAGAAGAAAUCCAACUCUUUGAUCAAGAGAUCAUCUCACUUUUCAUUCUUUCAUAAAACACUUCAAGAGUUUUUAGCGGCUCUUCAUUUAUGUUUAAAUGAAAACGACUACAGUCAGCUAUCAAACAAGUACGAACAAGAUAAUAAGCAAAAUAUCUUGGAAGAUGUUUCUCAGACAUUUAUUUUCGUAUGUGGAAUGAAGCCCGAGCUCGGUGUACAAAUGUCUUCAUGGAUCAAUAGUUCUAGACCACCAUACCAACCAUCACUCGACUAUACAGAGGAUACACUACUUCAGGACCUGAUUCUCUCCGGACACCGUGAAGCCAGGGCGAACAACUAUGGUGACAUACCGCUCUAUCUCGCACACUUCUGGAUUGCGAACAACCAUGGUGACAUUCCGCUCUCUCUCUCACACUUCUGGAUUGAUAGUUUCAAGGAUGUCGUAGUGUUAAAAAAGCUGAUGAUGAUAAACAAGGAACAUAUUCAGUCACUAGUCAUCGAGGAACGCAAUGAUCAAAUUAAUGAGGGAGAGCUGCAGGAGGUGAUCUCAUCUUCCUCCGACUCCCUCAAAUCAGUGUCACUGUGGGACCAUGAUGGGCAGUAUGACCUGUCCCAGUGUCACAGGCUGGAACAUCUGCUUAUAGCGGGAUACAAUACAACACGUGUGCAGGUUGAUCCAACAAAUAUUACAUGUUACUUAAAGACAGUAUCAUCGAAUGUAGAAAUGUACAUAUUUAGAUUUUUUAAACACGAUCAAAGGUGGAGUAAACUACAACAUGUUGAUUUAUUGAGAGUUAAGAAUGUCCAGUUACUUGUGGAUACACUACCAAGUCUCCCUCAGUUACAACGCCUUGACAUAUGGUAUACAGAUCUAGGUGAGCUCCACCUCCUCCCUCCAGCCUCCAUCACCGAUAUUACACUUGGGAAUGUGACAAUGACAGCGGAGGCGGUGCGGAGUCUGAUAGAGACGAUGAAGAACAUACCACACACCAUUACAUGCUACAUGUUGGACUGCAUGGUGAAACCUGCCAGUGAGAUGAAAGACAUCCGAGAACAUAUGGACAGUUCGCCGUCAUUCGAGGUUCUCGGAUUUCACAAUACCAGUGAAAGGCUUUAUUUCAUAUUCACCAAAAUGUGAACAAUAAGUUAAAAGCUCGUGUGCCUGUGGUUCGAGGGAAAAUCGUUAACCGAUUCAAAGUGUGACAUUUAUGCUGGCGUGAUAAACAUGCUAUCAUGUAGACUUAGUUGUAUGCAAAGCGGGAAUAACAUUCCGGAAAUUGAACUGCCAUCUGUAUUAAAGGAACACGAAUGCUUCGUGCAAAAUCCCAUGGUUUACCUUGCGCUCGCAAAGUUAGCAUACACAACUUUGUAUUCAGAGUGCAGAGAUUCGUCUGUUGUUUUCAGCAACACAACAGUCAACGCUUUGUUAAGCAGGGAGCAGGUUGAAUUUGCAUUGAAGUCAGGCUUACUCACCGAGAAGAAAUCCAACUCAUUGAUCAAGAGAUCAUCUCACUUUUCAUUCUUUCAUAAAACACUUCAAGAGUUUUUAGCGGCUCUUCAUUUAUGUUUAAAUGAAAACGACUACAGUCAGCUAUCAAACAAGUACGAACAAGAUAAUAAGGAAAAUAUCUUGGGAGAUGUUUCUCAAACAUUUAUUUUCAUAUGUGGAAUGAAGCCCGAGCUCGGUGUACAAAUGUCUUCGUGGAUCAAUAGUUCUAUACCACCAUACCAACCAUCAAACGACAGUAGAGAGGCUAAACUACUUCAGCACCUGAUUCUCUCCGGGCACCGUGAAGCCAAGGCGAACAACUAUGGUGACAUACCGCUCUAUCUCGCACACUUCCAGAUUGAUAGUAACGAGGAUGUCGUAGUGUUAAAAAAGCUGAUGAUGACAAACAAGGAACGUAUUCAGUCACUAGUCAUCCGGGGAUGCAAUGAUCAAAUUAAUGGGGAAGAGCUGCAGGAGGUGAUCACAUCCUCCUCCGACUCCCUCAAAGCAGUGACACUGGAGGAGCGUGAUGGGCAGUAUGACCUGUCCCAGUGUCACAGGCUUAACUAUCUGAGUAUAUUGGGACACAAUACAUCACAGACAAAAGCCAUUUCGCCUGCAUUUUCUGAAACGGUUUUGUAUGAUGGCAAAAGAGAAAAAGAUAUUCAGCAGCCUGAAGAUCCUCGUGUAACACACACAUGGAAAGACUGCUUACAAAGACAGGAUGUAUCAGCAGCAAAUGCCUUAAUCCAUCAAGGGCUUACGCCAGACUCGUAUUCUACAUUUGAGCAAGCACUUCAUUUGCUUACGUCGGCGGAAGAAUCUCAAAGAGAUUUGUGCAAACUGGUGUGUGACGACAUAAAGCAACAAUACGGAAAGGCUGGAAAACUUUAUGCCGUUUUAGACCAUGAGUCCCAAAAGCCUUUGCUUGUAGCUAUACCACUUUCCGACACCAAGGAAAUAAUGGGCUACCCCUUGCUUUCAAAAGAUAUGUCUGCUAUUGGUGAUGAAAAUCGAAAAGUGAGAGAGGAAGAAGCCCAAAGAUAAAAUGUUUUCUAUCCAGAGAGUCUGAGAACAAAAUGAACGUUGCUUUACGAAGAGCUUAUAGAGAAUUUAACAAGUGGCCGAACUUAUUAAGAAUAUCGCAGAGUUUUUACAGAUCCAAAGGAUAUAAAACUGGUGAAAAUAUACUGGAAGAAAAGGGAUGCAUUGUCUUGUUUGUUUUGGUCAAGGGAUUGGUUCCAAUAGGAUGGGAUCCCUUUCCUAAAGAAUUUGAAGGAUAUGACGUGGAUGUCAGAGAGUGUUUGCCCAUGAAAAUGUUCAUAGGGUCAGAGAUGUUAAACCAAUGUUACCCUUUAGCAACGAUGCAAAGUCCAGUACCCGGUCAGAAAGAUGAGCUUCUUGCGCUGACUGCAGGACACACCUUUCUUUCUGACAAUGAAAGAAAAGACUGUACAAGAGAGGUUUAUACAACGAUCAAGAGUAAACGGUACCAGCAAAUUAAGGAAGAUUCAGAUAUUGAAAUUGUGUUUGGAAAUGUUGAGAUAACUGAGAAAGGUACAUGUAACAAAACAUUUGCUGAUGUAGCACGCGUUCAACUUGUAUCGCCUUUAGUACAAACAGACCUUGAAACACUUUGGAAAGAACUAGGUUUGAUAGAAGAUCCAACAUUCGAUUCUACGAAGCAAUGUAACGAUAUACGUACAGGUGAUAUCGUCAUGAAAUAUGGUGAAACUUCAAAAAUAACUCUAGGUCGAGUAGCAUGUUCCUCUGGUAGCUAUAACAAAGGCGGCUUAGACAUGAGCGAUAUGAUCGAAAUUGAAUCAAUUGAUGAGGAUAAAAAGUUUUCUGAGAUCGGUGAUUCAGGUGCGUUUGUGUAUAUUUUAAACAAAGACAUUGUUCCUAAGGAACAAAGGUCGGAUGAUGAUAAACGAUUUACUGAAGGACAAGAUGCUUUUCUGAUUGGAAUUAUCUGCCUUGGAGUUAAUAAUACUUCCUUUUGCACAAAGAUGAUCGCAAAUAUUGCCGGGUUACGAAAUGGAAAAAAAAAAUGAAAUGAUUCCAAGAGUUUUAUGACGUCAUUUUAACAUUGCGCAAUGAUUCGGUCAUGAUGUGACGUCAGCAGCGUGGAAUAUGGCCUAUUGCACUGAAGUGGAAUACGGACUUCCGUAUUUUCGAAAUGUUUUACGUUUGAAUGUAUGAUGGGUAUAUGUCAAAUAUGCGUUCCGUUUAUUAGCAACUAUAAAUUAAUUGCUAGAUUUUCAUCCCCGCACGCCGUUCUUUUUUCUGCCGCCCUUUAAAUUUCAUUGACUCAAAAAAAUGUUGAACUGAAGUCUGUAUUUGUGUAUCGGUUCAAUACUGUCCGGGAACGACGUUUAUACAUACCUAUAUCACACGGUGACGAUGUAUAACAAUCACAUGUGAAAAAGGAGAAUUAUUAUUACGAUCGUGUUCGUGGUUCGUCUAGAAACACAUGUAUAAUGUUCCUUAUACAAUAACAAAGAGCAUGAGCACAUAUUCAACGGUGAAACAGUCAUGUGAGAAAAUAAAAAAAAUAAUGUUGCACCCACUCCCCUUAGAAAAAAUGGAUGAAAAUCUAUAGCAAAUAAUUUAUAUAUAGCCUUACUAUAAAGGAUAAUUUCACGAAGAAAUAUUGAUUUGUUUUAUAACAUUGUUUAUAUAUAUGUUUGUAUCAUACGCUCUCAAUAUCUACAAAAGUGAUUGUUUUUCAUGUAUUUAUUGUUUGCAUACCAGAUUAAAGCUGCACUCUCACAGAUUGAACGUUUUGACAACUUUUUAUUAUUUUUUGUCCUGGAAUGAGCCAAUUUUUUUGCGAAAAUCCAUGGAAACCUGUGUUAUAAGACUGCUGACAAAAAAGCAGAUUUUUAUAUUUAAGUUCAAAAAUUGAUGUGUUAUGCUUUUUUCUUAAACCGUAAGUAACGAUUAAAACCAUUAAACAUUAAUUUUCGAACGGAAAUAUGAAAAUCUUCGAUCUGAUUUGUUUUUUGUCAUCAAUCUUUAACACUGGUUUGCAGAUAUUUCCGCAAUUUUUUUUCUCUUUCCAAGACAAAAAUAAAAAAAGUUGUAAAAAUGGUAUAUUUGAGAGAGCGCAGCUUAAAGUCUCACAUGGUCAUUGGCCUAUUGUCGCAUACUUGCUUGGACACUGGACCCAUCUUGUACAGUAGACACCGUUAAAUUAAUAUUAUGUUCAUAUAUUUAGAAAUGAAGUGUUUUUAUGUAUUAUUCAGUUCUCUUAGGCCCAAAUUCUCACCAACCCCUUGUAACAAGAUAAAGGGUGGGUUUUUUUCUGUAUUAGUAUAAUUUGUAUACUAUUCGCCUUAUAAAGAUUUUUGAGAUUUUUAAGGAAAAUGUUUUCAAAAUAAUCCUGAUAAAAAACAACCUCUUCUUCUUAUUUUACAUCAAGCUUAGUAGAUUAUUCAGCUAAAUGAAAUACUUAAGAUUUUACGAGAAAUUGGGACCUAUUACUCAAAUGCGUUGCUAUAAAACUAUAUUCAAAAUGUUAGACAAACGUAAGAUCAUUUUAUCUUGUACACUGAGCGUUUUUAAAAACGCACUCAUCCAAUAUAAAAAUUAUAUUUGAUGAAAAAAAAACAAUCCUAAUAAUUUAUUUUUAUUAUUAUAAUUAUUAUACCAUUAAGUUAUAUGACCCAAAUGGAACUUAAUUCACAUUCAAUGAGUUUGAUGGGAAUAUAGUUUUGAAUGACAUGCGUUACGUUCUUAAAGUCCCCUAGUGUUGUUCGAAUUCUUGCUAUGCUACUAUGGGGUCAAAAUUGAGUAAGCUGAGUCAGUUUUUGAGUGAGAUAUAAUAGAACGAUUUUUGCGAUUUAUUUAACGAACCAGACGAAGUGGUUGAACGUCAUUAGUAUGUAUUAAUAAAAAAAUGCUCUGUACGACGCAUUACCAUUUGUUUUGGUAAAAUGCUCUAACCGUUUAAAAGGUUGAAUUAAUAGUUAAUAUACUGCCCCCAGGGUCUGCUUUUAUCUACCUAUUCACCUGAUAACGCUGACUGCUGAGCUACCAAAGUAAAUGUUAAGCAAAUUUGAAAAAUACUGUGACUCUCCAUUGGACAAGAUAUAAUUUCGAACACUUAACAGGCCAAUCGAUGGUAAGGUGAAUUCACGAGUUAUCAUUUAAAGAUUUAACCAGAUUGUUUAAGCUCUUCUUAAUUGGACUAUUUUCACCGUUUCUGUCGCAUGUAGUCUAUCAACAAAAAAUGGUUCAACGAGCUUUAAGUCCAACUUUACAAUAAUGUCAUCUUCAAUUCUAUGGGUGUUAAUACAAUGGAAACAUUUCAAGUAUGCGCUUGUUUAAAAGUAUGCCUUGUUGAGCUGCCUUAGGGAUGGCAAGGAGUUGAUCUGCAUGCCUAUUUUUUAACAAUAUAAUCAGAAACCACGGACCCUAUUCAUAAUAUUUUACAGAAAUGUUCCUUUGGUAAUCAUUUGCUAAAUUCUUUCAACCUGCGUUGGCUGUUUAGCAGCUUUCAGCUCUACUACAUGUAUAUGGAAUCUCACAAAAUAUAGCUUCAUGUAGACAAUUAUUCUUGAUGUUGGUUGGGGCAGGGUGGAUUUUCUAUUUACGCAAAAAGUUGUAAUACAACUUUUGUGAGGAGAAUAGAGAUAUUUUGUUUAGCCUUUUUUGUUGUUGUUUUUCAUGCAAUUUGUGUUUUUGUUAUUGAAUGUCUAUUUAGUGUUAGUGUCUUCAACGUUUUGAUAUAAUUAUGUGUAAUGGAAGUAUUUCAAACUUGAUUAUUAUAGCAUAUUAUAUUAAUGAAAGCAAUAUUGUUUGUUUCACAAACUGUAGAACCAAUUAUAAUGUUGACUGUAGAACCAAUUAUAAUGUUGAAAAAUAAACGUUUUACAUUGUAAUGAAAUCAGAUUGGCAUAAAUGUGGUAAAGUUAUCGCCCUUCAUAAUAAUAGUAAAAACCGCUUUUAGGUUAUGCUCGUGUUAAAAGUAAAAAAUAAAAUGUGUUUCAAGAUUUAGUAUUUUUCCAUUGUAAAUCCACCCCUCAUUUCCAUCAGUAAAGGGGAUAUUUCAUACCUGGAAACAAAUGCCUUAAACCGUUCAUUAUAUCCUUGUUAGGACAUUUGACAAAGGUAAUUGCAUUUAAAUGAUCAAUUAAAUACGUUUCAAAGUUUCAUAAAUUUUGAAUUUGCAUCGAAAAAAACCCUACUAUAAUCAAAACUUGUGCUUAAUUGUCCGCAUUGGAAACAAUAAAUGCACAAUUAUUACUGUGACAGUUUAAUGAAAUAUAUAUAUUGUAUAUAUAUGAAUACCUCACACUUUUAAUAAAAAUUAAUGGAUCAUAGAAGAAAAAGGUUUGAAAAAAAGUCGGUUCUAUAGUCUGUAAAGCACAAAACUGAUAAGUUUGUAUAUUUAUACUAUCUGUUGGCCUUUUUUAUGUGUGAUAUGCAUUUUUGUAUACACGUUUACGUCGUCAUUAUAUAAAAUUACAUAUUGGUUCAAUUUUUUACAUGUGCCAUGCAAUCAAGUUACGAAUAAUAUGUGAUGCUUGCAAAUCCAAUAAUUUCUUUGAUUCGUUUUAAUAUGCGAAUCAAUGCCAUAUAUUCAUUUUAGUAAAGAUACAUUUAUUUUAUUACCUUGUUGUUUAAUAUAUUUCUAUAUAUAUAUUCAUAUUUCGGUUUUAUUUUUGACAUGUGCUAUAUAAUCAGUUUAUAAAUAAAUGUCAUGAUAUCAGA